CAAUUGAAGAUGUUGACCAAGAGAGCAUCAUCACGAAGUCUAGGUAUCGCAAGCCCUUCUCAUGCUACUUUCCUUCCCUUUCUGUACCAGACUCGAAGCAUCCUGCGCGCAUAUUCAGAUGAGUUCCCAUCAGCACAUCCAGCCGACCAUCUCAAUCUCGAACACAAAGCAGGACAAGGUGCAGCGGAAGAGCAGAGAUUGCAGGAUAUCAGACACAAAUGGUCGUCGAAGAGUGUGGGAAGGGGAAGAGGUCGGUCAGCGCGGAGCAAGGAUGAGCCAACUUCGCAGCGCAUGCAGAAUGCAAUGCGUAGGCCAAAGCAGUUGCACAGUAUACCUUUCGAAGGCGACACGGGAUCGACCACGCCUGCAGAGCGACUGCGGAAUACCACCAUGACUCCACGAGAGAUGCAGGUGUUCGAAGAGCUGUUUCGGAAGGGCAUCGCAAGCAAGAAGGACGGAAAGAUGAAGACGGGAACACAGAAACAGCAGCAGCAGGAAACAGUACAAUUUCCAGAAUUGCUACGACCUCUCGCGGAAGAAGCAGAGGAAUUGCGUCGACGAGUCGCUCGCGAGGACAACAAGACUUCUUCAGUCAGACCCGUCUCCGAAUUCGAGAUCAAAGACGCCCAAGCCCUCGCUAUCAAAAGCCUCAUGGACAAUGCCACUUCAGAUGUUCAGCUCUGGACAAUCCUUCGCGACCAAGUCUUCGACCGACUGCGUUCUACUCCCGACAGCAUCGCCCUCAAAAGCAAUUUUACUGCUCUGCCAGCUUUACUCCAACAUUAUAUGCAUCUCCAAACCUCCAAGUUACCCACCACACACUCCCUCGGCCUCGUCGUUCUUCCCGAAUUGAAGAAACUCGGUCCUCUGGCAUUCGCGUUGGGUGCUACCACCGAGCUCUACAAUCAACACAUGCAUCUCCUCUGGCGGCAAUAUCGCGACAUGGAAGCCAUCAGUCUCGUGUUGGAGGAAAUGGAUCGAGAGGUGUAUUCGUUUGAUCAUGGCACGCUGGAUUUGUUGGAUCGGAUCUUGGAUUACGCGAGUGAUGCUGCUGAUGGGAAGUUGGGUCGAGCAGUGCAGGCUUUGUGGGGAAUGGAUCGAAAGAAAAGAGGGGUGGUGAAGAUGAGGGACUGGAGAAGGACUGUAAACGAAAAGUUGAGAGCGAAUGCACUGGAAGAGGCCAAGAAGGCGGAAAUUGGGUUUGAAGAUGAAGACGAUAUGGAAGAGGAGGCGGGGGAUGAGGAGAGGGCGACAUUGGAUGAGGAUGUGGCGAUGAAAAGAGGGCAUGAGGAGAGGAGGAGCAGGAUGAGGAGGAUGAGCGCAGGGCAGAUUGCUUUGGCAUAAGUGUGAGAUGUAUAGACACUGAGAAACUGGCCACAGAAAAAUACAUUAGAUGUAGCAGAGCGAGCUCACUGUUUGUAUUCCAUAGAUACAUGUUCCCUAGAUAGUUCCAUCCAGAUUGAACAUACAACAGCGUGGGAAC
This is a messenger RNA of Sphaerulina musiva SO2202, 1483 nucleotides long. RefSeq lists its product as uncharacterized. Gene Ontology annotation, cellular component: mitochondrion. The coding region runs from base 10 to 1344 and encodes 444 amino acids. The record is from RefSeq and is a predicted model, not a curated record. NCBI's taxonomy places the organism in Eukaryota, Fungi, Ascomycota, Dothideomycetes, Mycosphaerellales, Mycosphaerellaceae. The transcript has a single exon.